CGAUGUCGGUGGCCUUUGUACCUGACUGGAUGAGGGGCAAGGCGAAAGUCAUUCAAGAGACUAUCCAGCAGCUCCUGGAGGAGAAUGACCAGCUGAUCCGCUGUAUCGUGGAGUAUCAGAACAAGGGUGGAGCGAAUGAGUGUGUCCAGUACCAGCAUGUGUUAUAUAGAAAUCUUAUUUAUUUAGCUACCAUCGCAGAUGCCAACCCAUCCAGUACUUCAAAAGCAAUGGAAUGAUCUUUCAGUUGUAAGGAGUAAUUGAAUGUAAUCCAUCUCCUAUAAAAUGGAGACAGGAUCUUUACCAACUCAACUGCUUAAAACAUGAAACCUCUGAUUCUUUUUAAAAUGUGAAAAUGUGAAGGAAACUACUAGUUUAACUAUAUUCUCAAUGUAAAUAUUUAUUUUUAAUAAUUAAUCAGAUGCCCCAGAAGGAAGACCCCAGGUGUCCUCUUUCCUGAAAUGGGAGUGUGUUUGGAUAACAAAGACAUCAUGGGCAUCUUCAAGACUACUCUUUAGUUUCAGACUGAAGAGGAAACUGAGUAGGUGUUGGAGGAUCAGCAGGAAUUGCUGAGACUUCUGACUGAGCCUUUGCCAAAUGGAUACAGUAUCUGUGUGCUCCCAUCCAGUUUGUAAAUGUGUUCCCCCUGACCCCUCUUCUCUUCUUGGGUUACUUUGAAAUAAAGCUUGCUUUUCCACAAAAGAACGAUA
This is a messenger RNA of Ictidomys tridecemlineatus (thirteen-lined ground squirrel), 707 nucleotides long. NCBI's taxonomy places the organism in Eukaryota, Metazoa, Chordata, Mammalia, Rodentia, Sciuridae. The record is from RefSeq and is a predicted model, not a curated record.